Molecule: messenger RNA, 4175 nt
Organism: Protopterus annectens (West African lungfish)
Lineage: Eukaryota; Metazoa; Chordata; Ceratodontiformes; Protopteridae
Gene: KISS1R
Product: KISS1 receptor
Exons: 5
Coding region: 695-1789 (364 amino acids)
Biological process (GO): neuropeptide signaling pathway
Cellular component (GO): membrane
Molecular function (GO): G protein-coupled peptide receptor activity
Source: RefSeq, a predicted model, not a curated record
UCUACUUUCAACUUGAAAGAAAGUCUUGGCUGCUGAUAGCGUAGAUAACUCCAAAUGUGUACAGCCAAGGAUGUGACUGCAGAAAGGACUGCAGAUCAUUCAGCAUUUUCUGUUGGGAUUUUCACAGAUGAGAGACUUCAAAUUCCCGAGGGACAUCCUACAGGUGUGCAGCCAAAUUCAUAGCUUUGUGCAGCCCCCUGCAGCACUAUUACAUUGCAGAGUGUCACUGUGGUUGGUUCCGGUUCAAUUUCCAAGUGGGGUGCUUUCUGUGAGGCAUUUGCAAUGUCUUUACAGAGUCAGAAAGGGACUAACCAUACAGUCUUUUCUUGCUGAAGGCUUGUUACCACAGAUACUGCCCUACUAAGGGAAUGUGCUAUCAGAGGCAGUGCAAACAGUUUGCUCUGGGCUUUCCUUUGCUUUUAAAAAGCUACCUUACUCUGGAGGUAAAAUAAUGUCUUCAGGACUGUUAGCAUUUCCUUGAAAAAAGAAAAGAACAAGAAGAGAAGUAGAAACCGUUUUUGAAAACUGAAUUGUCUGUUUUUUUAUAAAAAGGCUUUUCCUUACUUGUGCAAAGAGCAUGAUGCACUGUCUUCAACUUUGUAUCCUCCAUCAAGAAAACUUUGUCUAAGAGAUAUAUAGUGUAUGCAGUGAUUUACAUUCAGUAGCAAUUUCCCGUGUUCCCGACUGAGAAGAGAUGUUGGUAGGCUCACCAAGCCUUCGGAUAAAUGACUCUUUUUUGUUACCAAAUGAUUCCAAUCAGGAUGGACAACGGUGUCCCAACAGCACAGACUCUUCCAGCCCUCCAUUUCUGCUUGAUGCUUGGCUAGUUCCACUUUUCUUUGCCAUGCUGAUGGUGGUUGGCUUGGCUGGCAAUUCUCUGGUCAUUUAUGUAAUUUCGAAGCAUACCCAGAUGCGAACAGUGACCAACUUCUAUAUUGCCAAUUUAGCCACGACAGACAUCAUCUUUCUUGUGUGCUGCGUACCUUUCACAGCCAUGCUCUACCCACUGCCAAGCUGGAUCUUUGGAGAGUUCAUGUGCAAGUUUGUCAAUUACAUCCAACAGGUAUCAGUACAAGCAACAUGUAUCACCCUAACAGCAAUGAGUGUAGAUCGGUGGUAUGUGACAGUGUAUCCACUGCGGUCCCUUCGACAACGCACUCCACGUGUUGCUGCAGCUGUAAGCCUUGGCAUCUGGAUUGGUUCCUUCCUGGUGUCUAUCCCAGUGCCAAUGUACCACAAGAUUAUGACUGGCUGCUGGUUUGGGCCUCAGACAUACUGCACUGAAGCCUUUCCUUCUAUUACCCAUGAGAAGGCCUUCAUCCUCUAUAAUUUCUUAGCAGUGUUUCUGCUGCCAUUGGUUACUAUCUGUAUCUGCUACACUGCUAUGUUGUAUCAGAUGGGACAUCCUACAGUGGAGCCGGUGGAUAAUAACCACCAGAUUCAGUUGCUGACUGAACGUUCUGAAGCUAUACGGGCAAAAAUCUCUCGGAUGGUUGCUGUGAUGGUUCUCCUCUUCACAAUCUGCUGGGGUCCUAUUCAGCUCUACAUCUUGUUCCAAGCCUUUGGGACAAGUUUUCAGAAGAAUUACUACACGUAUAAAGUGAAGAUCUGGGCACACUGCAUGUCAUAUACCAACUCCUCCGUCAACCCCAUUGUCUACGCCUUCAUGGGAGCUAACUUUCGUAAGGCAUUUAAAAAAGUUUUCCCCUUUAUCUUCAAGCAGCGUGUUGGCAACUUGACUGAAGCCAAUGUACCGGCCAACACUGAGAUGCAUUUUGUCUCUUCAUAAACUCCAUUUAAGAAAACUAAUCACCAAAAGAAAGUAUCACUUGCUUCAGAUAAAAGCUCACCUUCAUUCUUAGCUGAUAUGAGAAGAACAUAACUUGCUGAUCUUGACAUUACAUAAACAAGCAAAGUGUAAACAGUACUGUUGAAAUUUACUUUAUGUGAUAGUAGCCUCUCCCUAACCAGUAGUUUGAAUAAAUGUUAUGUUUUUAAAGUUGUUUUGUUGCUGUUACAUAUUUGCACCUCAUUUAACAGAAGGCAAAAAGGCAAAAGGCAAAAAAAAAAAAAGAAUAAAAUUAAGACAAUGUGUAGAAUGCAAAAUAUGCCAUUUUAGAAGGAAAAUGAUUUCAGCUGCAUAGUAUGUGCAGAGGUUAAAAUAAUUGGCUAUGCAAUGAAGGUCUCUAAUAUAUUUUAUAGCAGCAUUCAGGAGUAAUUUUGUUUGUUAAAGAAACAUUCAUUGACAAGGACUAGACUCACCAUGUAAUACCAUUUCUGAGGUGAGAAGGACUAUAAUUCUGUACACAAAUUCUUUGCUUAUUUUAUUUAUUUAUACUUUGUUUACCAGAUUAGUCCUACUAGAGUAGUAGCAUCUUUUCAGGGGAGAUCUGACAUGGUAUUUAUACUACUAGGGGAAAUUUGGCCAGGGCAUCGGGGAAACUCCCCCUACUCUUUUUUGAUUAGUGCCAUGGGAUCUUUUCUUCCACUUGAGCGACCACAAACUCAAGCAGAUGGGGCUUCUGUUUAACAUGUCAUCCGAAGGAUGGCACCGUAAUAAGUGCAUCACCCUCCCCAUGCUACACUGCAGUGUCACAUAUUCAAGCUGCCCUCACCUCAGCAAUUGAUCAACCUGGUGUAGGAAUAGAACCCACAGCCUUCUGCACCAAAGGCAAGUGUGCUACCGCUUGUACCACUGAUGCUGACUUAUGCAGGUAAGAAGAUCUGGCUCAGUAUUUUUACCUUCAGUAUCUAUUCUGAAGAAUGAAUAAAUGGCAGGACUAAAUGAAUGAUGUCCUGUGAGGAAUUUAUGUAACAGAAGGUGUUUGCAAUGUUUAACUCAAAGUUUACAGAAGAGUAGGUCCUCAUUUAUAUAUAUUGCCACUUUACACUUACUCUCCCUUGUCUGUCUUUCUUAAACAACCAAUAGCCAGGAACCUCCACACCCAAUCCCUCUUGUCACUGGCUCAUAGUUUUAUGAUGUCAGCAAUGUCCAUCCUCCUCAUUUGCAUCAGUACUUACAGCUCUCCAUCUUAACAUUGCAGAAUAAUACCUCACAACUAUGUUCCAAUUCACACUUGUUUCCUUCUCUGCUAUGUCCUUUUUACCGUUUGUCUGGUGCCUAAAUAUUUACCAACCUCUUAUGUUUCUGACAUUCUCUUUCCAUCUUAGCUUAAAGGUACGGUCAUUGAGCUGUACCUUCUCAACACAGCAAUAUGCAUCACUGUCCCUUCAGGUUAAGAUACAGCUUAUUACUUACAUACAGCCAGUUUCUCUGCCAGGUCUCCCCGUCUGUCCUACUACCCAUCCCAAACUUUUCUCCCUUGCCCAUCCUUUGUCCAUUGCCCAUUGCCCAUUGCCACAUCUAGUCAAUACACUCCGUAAUGCUCUCUUCUCUGUGUGCUAGCUGCUACUAGAUGCAAAAGUUCCAAGAAUACUAGCUCCAACCACCUCUCCUGGCACUUCUCUGUCACUUCCUUGGACCUGUCUGCUGCCACCUGUGUCCUUCGAAUGAUUACUGGUGCUUAUAGCCACCACAACUUGUAUCCCCCCAAUGACAGUGGCAGUUUGUGACUUCACAUACAAGUGUAUGUGUGUGUAUGGGAGGGAGGGUGAAGGAAACAACUGAAUGGGUGGCGCAAAUGAGAAUAACAUAGGGCUCUAUUACAGCAGGUAAAUGACCAUUACCUGUGAUUCAAUAAUAGCUGGGAUCAUUCACUUUCAUCCACAGACUCAGGCUGUAUAUGCUCUGUGGACCAUCAUAAAGCUUUUUUACAACCUUUUGAUCUAAUGAUGGCCUGAACAAAAAGUAAUGAGUAAGGAAAAAAUAAUCUUAUUUUUUUUAAUAUUCAAAUGUAACAAAAUAGUACUUCCCAAAUAAACUGAGAAGAAAAAUGCCUGCAAGGACAUAUGAAUCCUAUCUGGUAAUAGUGCAUGGAAUUCUACUCCUCUGACAACAAAAACUGUGCACCCCUGCCAUGUUAGACUGGGAUAAAAGGAAAAGUAGAAAUGAGCAGAGACAUAAACACAUGCAUAUAUAUGUAUAUGGAACCCCUACACAAUGCUUACAUUCCAGAAUGCCGACAACCAUGUGUUUUGAACAUUCAGGAUUGUGGACUCAGUCAAAUGAACUUCAGUAUUUUGAGCUUUCAGUCAUGUGAAGUGGACCCAUACAU